Cyphellophora europaea CBS 101466 is the source of this 2064-nucleotide messenger RNA. RefSeq lists its product as uncharacterized. The transcript has a single exon. Lineage: Eukaryota; Fungi; Ascomycota; Eurotiomycetes; Chaetothyriales; Cyphellophoraceae. The record is from RefSeq and is a predicted model, not a curated record. The coding region runs from base 1 to 2064 and encodes 687 amino acids.
AUGCCUCUACGAAACAUGCCUCCCUUGGGGCUCACUCUGUCACAUGCAGACCAACACAAGAAGGAUGGCGACACAUCCCCACAGAUCAUACGCCUUGACCUGCUGCAAUCCAAAACCAGAGACAUAAUACAACAGCUUGAAAAGGGACAGAAAGUCGUGCUGCAGACUGGGAAGCAGGCUGCUAUUCAUUAUGGAGGAGAGAAGCUGCCACUCGAUGCAACCUCGGAAGUAUUCCCUGCAGAGAUAUACACACGGUCGACAAAUAACGAUGGCGGUCUGCAGUUCUCAGGCAGACUGAGCCUGCAUCUCGAAAUGCAGAAGGCUCGAGAAGUUGCCGCGAGAGCGGACGCUGCAUUGGCAAACCUGCAGAGCACGUUGACUUCAAUGAAGGAAGAGCAGAUGAACAACGGCACGACCAUGGUUGGAACGACCAAGGCUGGUAAGAGCGGCGUACUCAAACCAAUGCAGUCGCGACGAGACUUACUGAGUGCUGGCUCUUCGCGACCCUCAAGCCCUUUUCUAGGAUCCGCCUUUUCCCCAGCAGCUGGUCCAACUUCAAAUCCGCUACUGGGUGGCGGCAGCAAUCUGAAGGACAAGAUACGCUUCGAGGCAAUGAAGGUAGCCGUCAUCCAUCUCCUUGCCGUUCGGCCUAUGAACGUGCAGUCCAUCGUGGAGAAGAUACAUGCUCCGAGGGACGAGUGUGAGCGAGCAUUGGACAAAAUCACACGUGACGCCCCAUCUGCACCGGGAAAGAAGGAGCUCAAGGAUAGGAGUUAUCGUGAUUUAGAUGUGUGGAAGUUUCGCUACCCCAAUCAGGAGGACCGCCAGGCUGCGAUCGAGCGUGCUAUUCAAGCCUUUGACAGGAUGCGCAUCGAGAAGACCGACAACCUAUGGCAGAUUUUGCUGAAGCCAGAGGAUAGAGGCAAAGGCAAGACAUUGUCACGUCUCAAUUUCGACAAGCCAGCACCGGCGCCAAAGCCAGCAUCCGUCAAUAGCAAGGGCAACGCUUCCGAUACUGAGGCAAACAGGUCGCCGCUCAAGAAACCCGCGUCCCAACAGAAACUAGGUGACAAGAAGAGCAUCAGAGAGCCUGCCGCGAAAUCCCGAGGACCUAGCCCUGGACCAGCAAAGAGAAAAGAGGUGCCAAUCAAGGGUCAGUCUAUCAAUGAUGGUAAAUUCAAGUCUGCGGAACGUAUUGAGGACUCGGAUGAAGAACUCUCAACUAUUGAGGUAGCCACCAAGCGACCACUCAAGAGGAAAGAGAAGGAUCAACCACCACUUAUCACCAAGCCUCGGGACCGAGUCCAGCCUCCGGACCAGAAGCAACCUUUGCACAAACCCAGCAUAUCCAGCUCAUCCUCAGCCAGCGACAACAGCGAUUUCUCACGAUCGAAGCCAUCAUUGAAGCCCCCAUCUCGUGAGGACAAUCCAGCCAACAGCUCCAAGAAGUCACCACGGGCUCGUCACGGAAGUUCUCCACAGAAACCUUCCCCACUUGGAUCAUCUCCUCCAGCUAACUCGAACGACUUCGACUCGAGCUCAACAACUACAAAAGGUACCAGCCAAUCUUCUGCGCCUUCAUCACCUCCGUCCGGAAACGAAAUGCCCGUGCCCAAACAAAAACAGAAGUACUCUCCCAUUGUGAGAGAUACGGCGAGGGACCAUUCACAGAAUAGAAGCUCAAUCAAGCGGAAGCAAGAGGAAAGUGAUGAUAUCCCUCCAGCUAAACGCCCACAACUCAACGGAGCUCACAGCAAAUCCAUCAACGGUACGACAAAGCCACUCGAACGACCUGCUCUCUCCAGGAAGAUCUCAGAGUCCGAACGCUCUUCAUCACCGGAGAAACCUGCUCAUGCCCGAGACGAGGUACUUGACAAGGCUAAGCGAUUCCAGCUCUAUUACAAGAAAUACAAAAAUCUACAUGACAAAGUCGCACGUAUACCUGAUAAAGAUCGGGACGACAAGGAUAUGGACAAUCUCUGGGAAAUGCACAGACGGCUAAAGGACAUGAAAACCGAAAUAUGGAACAACUGGGAUAGGAUCGAAAAGGUGGCGCCCGGAUGA